CCGGCCGCCGCCCGGCCCCGGCCAUGGGGCGGCACUGAUACAAUAGCGCCGGGGACAGCGGAGGCAGGAACCCGCCUUUGUGCCACUUGCCGGGGCAGGAGGAUUAUAUUCGCCCUCUCCCUGGCAUGGAGGACGCCGGCGUCCAGAGAGGAAUAUGGGACGGGGACGCCAAGACGGUCCAGCAGUGCUUGACUGACAUUUUCACCAGCGUUUACACCACCUGCGACAUCCCGGAAAAUGCCAUUUUCGGCCCCUGCGUCCUGAGCCACACGUCCCUCUACGACAGCAUUGCCUUCAUUGCCCUCAAGUCCACCGACAAGCGCACCGUCCCCUACAUAUUCCGGGUGGACACGUCGGCGGCCAAUGGCUCGUCGGAAGGGCUGAUGUGGCUGCGGCUGGUGCAGUCGGCGCGGGAGCGGGAGGAGCAGAACCUGGAGGCCUACAUCAAGAGCGGGCAGCUCUUCUACCGCUCCCUGCGCCGCAUCGCCAAGGACGAGGAGCUGCUGGUGUGGUACGGCAAGGAGCUGACGGAGCUGCUGCUGCUCAGCCCCGCCCGGGCCCCCGCCCGCAGCAACGGCUCGCCGCCCUUCGCCUGUCCCGAGUGCAGCCAGCGCUUCCAGUUCGAGCUGCCCUUCGCUGCCCACCUCCGGUUCCGCUGCCCCAAGAGGCUGCACGGCCCGGACACCGGCCCCGCCGCCGAGACCCCCGGCGGCAAGGACGGCGCCGGCAAAGAGCAGGAGCCCGGCAAGUACUGCAAGCCCGGAGGGCCGCUCCAUCACCCCUUUCCCGGGGCCGACGGCGGCAGCCCCGCCGCCAGCAGCAAGCCCUCCACGGACUUCCACAACCUGGCGCGGGAGCUGGAAAACUCCCGCGGCGGCCACGGCGGGUCCCCGGGACGGCCGGCUCCCCCCGAGGGCGGCCCGGAGGCGGCGGCCGGGAACGGCAAGCGGCGGUACCCCGAGGAAGAGGAGCGGGGCCCCGGGGCGGCGGCGAGGGGCCGUUUCCCGGCGGAGCGGCCGGGGCUGCCCUCGGUGCCCAAGGAGGAGCCGGUGUGUGCCCCUCAGCAGCAGUACCGGGCAGCCGGCUCCUACUGCGGUUUGGAGGAGGGCGGCCGCCUCUUCGGGCCGCCCAGCCCGGAGACGGGGGAGGCCAAACGCAGCGCCUUCGUGGAGGUGAAGAAGGCGGCCCGCGGCCCCGAGCCCGACGGCGGCCCCGGCUCGGAGGAUGGCCAGGAGCGAUCUUCCCCCGCUGCCCCGGGGGCGGGCGGCGGGGAACCGGGGCUGUGCUCCCGAGGCGGCCCGGGGGGACCUCUGGCCGCCCGCCUGGAGGGGGGCAGCCCGGCGCGGGGCAGCGCCUUCACCAGCGUCCCGCAGCUGGGGGGUGGUCCAGGCGGCGGGGCGGAGGAGCGGAAAAGCGCCUUCUCCCAGCCCGCGCGCUCCUUCACCCACGUCCCCCAGCUGGUGCUGGGCCAGAAGCUGGGCGGGCUGGGCGAACCCUGCCCCGACGGCGCCGCCGCCCCCGCCCGCCUCUUCGCCGCCGAGGCACUGGCCGUCAAGCUGCCGGGCGGCGGGGAAGCGGCGGGCGGGGGCGGCGGCGGCGGCGGAGGGGGAGGCGGCGGCGGAGGGGGUCUGCCCAAGCAGAGCCCCUUCCUCUACGCCACCGCUUUCUGGCCCAAGAGCUCGGCGGUGGCGGCGGGGCCGCUGCAGCUGCAGUUGCCGUCGGCGCUGACGCUGCUGCCGCCGUCGUUCACCUCGCUGUGCCUGCCGGCCCAGAACUGGUGCGCCAAGUGCAACGCCUCGUUCCGCAUGACCUCGGACCUGGUCUACCACAUGCGCUCCCACCACAAGAAGGAGUACGCGCUGGAGCCCCUCGUCAAGCGACGCCGCGAGGAGAAGCUCAAGUGCCCCAUCUGCAACGAGUCCUUCCGCGAGCGCCACCACCUCUCCCGCCACAUGACCUCGCACAAUUAGCGGGGACCCCCCCCCCCAUCUCGCCCCGUC
Apus apus (common swift) is the source of this 2000-nucleotide messenger RNA. RefSeq names its product PR/SET domain 8 (gene PRDM8). Gene Ontology annotation, cellular component: nucleus. The coding region runs from base 126 to 1970 and encodes 614 amino acids. Lineage: Eukaryota; Metazoa; Chordata; Aves; Apodiformes; Apodidae. The record is from RefSeq and is a predicted model, not a curated record. Gene Ontology annotation, molecular function: protein binding. The transcript has 4 exons. Gene Ontology annotation, biological process: regulation of DNA-templated transcription.